AUGCGUCUGUUGAGAAUUGACAGCUCUGGUGCACUCCAAUUUACUGGGGAUCUGACCGAGGUUCCACCCUAUGCCAUACUCUCCCAUACAUGGGGACCAGAUGGAGACGAAGUCACCUACGACGACUUUGUCAGUGGAGCGUACCAUCGCAAGGCUGGAUACGCCAAGAUACAGUUCUGCGGUAUCCAGGCCCGGAGAGACAAUCUGGAAUAUUUUUGGGUUGAUUCCUGCUGUAUCGACAAGAAAAAUUUCACCGAGCUCUCAGAAGCGAUCACCUCUAUGUUUCGCUGGUAUGCUAAUGCAGUGAAAUGCUAUGUGUACCUACCAGAUGUCUCAACCGGGAUGCAAGGCCACAACCAGACCGGACCAGGUUGGCACUCAUCAUUUCAAAGCAGCAGAUGGUUUACACGUGGGUGGACUCUUCAGGAGUUGCUUGCUCCGAAGACGGUAGAGUUCUUCUCGAGAGAGGGGAAGCUACUAGGUGACAGAGUCUCGCUUGAAGUGGCUAUUCAAAAAACCACUGGAAUUCCUCUUGCUGCUCUUAGGGGCGCUCCACUCGCCGACUUCACCAUCGAAGAGCGUAUGGGAUGGGCUGAGGAACGCAACACCAAGAAGAAGGAAGAUCGCGCUUACUGUCUUCUGGGCAUUUUCGACAUCUUCAUGCCCUUGAUAUACGGAGAGGGGGAUAACGCAUUCGCCCGACUCAGAGAUGCGAUCCAUCAGUCAAUCCUCAGCGGCGAAAACAGACGGAGAGUUAUUGCUCCUGGCUUAGGCAUGGCCAAGGUGUGUUUUGGAUCAAGGGCAAGCCAGGCUCAGGCAAAAGCACUUUCAUGA
This is a messenger RNA of Aaosphaeria arxii CBS 175.79, 834 nucleotides long. RefSeq names its product heterokaryon incompatibility. Lineage: Eukaryota; Fungi; Ascomycota; Dothideomycetes; Pleosporales. The transcript is spliced from 2 exons. The record is from RefSeq and is a predicted model, not a curated record. Bases 1 to 834 code for a protein of 277 amino acids.